GUGGACUCCAUCAUCUAAAAAGCUACCAGCAAGGGAAGCCAAAGAGCAUCCAUCUGUCUUUUUCCAGAUACAACCAACAGGAACUCACAGAGAAACAUGCAUUUGUCUUCCAUUCCUCUCUGUGGCCUCCUCCUCAUUUUAAACCUUCAGCUCUUCAGUACAUAUCCCAUCGGUACUGCCUUGACUGACACUGAUAUGGACAUUUUAAAGGUGAUCCUUCACAAAUUAGAGGAGACAGUUUCAGAGCAGAGUGAGCUGGACCAAAGAGUCCCUGCAGAAAGGGAGGAUGUGGACAGCAGAAACACAGAGGAGGAAGCAGAUAGACAACAGUCUCAAACUGGACUGGACAAGGCAGCAAUCUGGGAGCUUCUUUCAGCCAAGAACCUGAAGAACGUCCGCAGUGACUCUUCAAGGAGAUCAUCUGGCUGCUUUGGUCGACGGAUGGACAGAAUAGGCUCAAUGAGCUCUCUUGGAUGCAACACUGUUGGCAGAUACAAUCCAAAGUAAAGAUGAAGUCUUACUAUCUAAAUUCUGGAACUGCAACGUCUCUACAAAAAGAUUUUCAUUUGAAUGCUAUUUAUUUACUAAUAUUUAUUGAAUAUUCUUUAUGACUGCCAAGUUAAUUUAUUUAAAAUUGAUUUAUGUUCUUUAUGCACUGUUAUGCAGAAUUUUAAUAAAUGUUUACAACUCCACAU
This is a messenger RNA of Scatophagus argus, 695 nucleotides long. It is a transcript of the gene nppb, whose product is annotated as natriuretic peptide B. Gene Ontology annotation, cellular component: cytoplasm; nucleus; extracellular region. NCBI's taxonomy places the organism in Eukaryota, Metazoa, Chordata, Actinopteri, Scatophagidae. Gene Ontology annotation, biological process: cGMP biosynthetic process; neuropeptide signaling pathway; receptor guanylyl cyclase signaling pathway. The record is from RefSeq and is a predicted model, not a curated record. The coding region runs from base 97 to 507 and encodes 136 amino acids. Gene Ontology annotation, molecular function: hormone receptor binding; hormone activity. The transcript has 3 exons.